This is a messenger RNA of Colletotrichum karsti, 3258 nucleotides long. Its product is annotated as putative F-box domain-containing protein. The record is from RefSeq and is a predicted model, not a curated record. Lineage: Eukaryota; Fungi; Ascomycota; Sordariomycetes; Glomerellales; Glomerellaceae. Gene Ontology annotation, molecular function: protein binding. The transcript has 6 exons.
UUGCAAAGUCACCGGUGCCUCCUCACGACGCCCAGAGGUACAUACCUACCUGACCAGACCGACACACGAAAGACUCCUACCAUCGAGAGAGAAUACCUCCGCCGAGUCACCUCCGCCAGCAACCGCGACUCCAACGUCUCCAAUCCCGAGCACAGCACGCCCUCGACCUCGACCUUUCCUUGGGCAUUCUCCAGCCAGACGCCGCACGCCGCCAACCUUAGUCAAGAUCCCGCCGUCGAGUUCCAGAGCAAGCCCAACCGCCCCAGGGGUGUGUCACUCUCUGCUGUCGCUCCCUCCACCACCGCACCAGAGGCCCCAUCCGCCUUAGCCUCAUCCCCGUCGUCCGUCGUCAUUCGCCCUGAAGUUGUGUUGGUCACUGCUGUCGCUGUCGCUGCCGUUGUUGCUGCUGUCGUCGCCUCCGCUGGCUCCUGGUUGCCGUUGAUUCUACAAAGACGAAUCGGAGAGAUACUGCCGCGGUGCCAUCGAAAACCUCGAAUCACAAUCACCACACCAGCAGCUGCUCCCACGACAAACUCUCGUCGCUCCCUCCGCCGUCCGUCAUUGAGUUCAGAGGCUCCGUUCACAGCCUCCACACCCACGUUGACGUUUUUCGUCUCCUCUCCGUCUCCUCCGUCUCCUCUCUCCGAACCCACCGUGUCUCUCCCUGACGUCGACUCAAACUCGUCGUCAACUUGGCGCCUCGUCCGUCACACAACAAAUACAAGCCUGCCCUGCUGCCCUGCCCUUCCGAGCCCGGCACAGCGCUGCACCGCACGGCACGAGCAAAAGGUACUUCCAACCCCCGUCCCGCUGCUGCUAGUCAUCGGCCACCAAUACGACCACUUCAAAGUACCUACCCAGCCUAACCGAGCAUCCUUCUUCUCCCAGAUCACCCCCCCGGUUCGCGACACAUCGACGACAAACACUCCGCCCGUCAUCGACGCUGCCGACCGCUCUUCCAUCGAUCGGGGACUCGACUCCCCUCCCUCCCCCAAGCCCGAAAACCCCGCGACUCCCUCCUCGACCGGCCGACCGAUUCUUUGCUCGCUCGACCGCACCCGUCGUCGUUUGUUGUCGUCGCCCAUGAUGAGGCCCGCAGCCCCCUCAAUAGAAAUCAUGGCUGGCCAGUCAGUCACUCCGGACUCCCGCUCCUCCUCGUCCACAAACUCCCCCGCCCCUGCCGACAACGAGGAGUCGGAUUUCUUCAUCGCCGGCAAUGACUCCCAGUCGUCCUUGGGAGUCCCCAACAUCGAGGACAUGCAGGUCAACGAUGACCCGUGCCAGCCCGCCGUCAACCGCCUGCCGAGCGAGAUUCUCAUCUCCAUCUUUGCGAGGCUCAACGGCCCCUCCGACCUCUUCAACUGCAUGCUGACCUGCAAGCGAUGGGCAAAGAACUCGGUCGACUUGCUUUGGCACCGUCCGGCGUGCGUCAACUGGAAGAACCACUCCUCCAUUUGCCAAACGCUGCAGCUCGAGAACCCCUUCUUCGCCUACCGCGAUUUCAUCAAACGCCUAAAUCUGGCGGCCAAUCAUCUCGCUGAUAAGAUCAACGACGGCAGCGUCAUCCCUUUGGCCGUCUGUACUCGCGUUGAGAGGCUUACCUUGACUAACUGCAAGAAUAUUACCGACCAAGGGUUGACGGCCUUGGUGGAAGGCAGUUCCUCGUUGCUUGCCCUCGAUAUAUCCGGCGAUGAGAACAUCUCGGACGUUUCCAUCAGAACCAUCGCACAGCACUGCAAGAGGUUGCAAGGCUUGAACAUUUCGGGUUGCCGAAUGAUCACGAACGAAAGCAUGAUCCUGCUCGCCGAGAACUGCAAGUACAUCAAGAGGCUCAAACUCAACGAGUGCUCCCAGCUGCAGGAUAACGCGGUCAUGGCCUUCGCCCAGAACUGUCCGAACAUCCUCGAGAUCGACCUCCACCAGUGCAACCAGAUCGGAAACGACCCCAUUACCACCCUUAUCACCAAGGGUUCCUCUCUCCGCGAACUUCGCCUUGCAGGCUGCGAGUUGAUCGACGAUAAUGCCUUCCUCAGCCUACCGCCAAACAGGACAUAUGACCACCUCCGCAUUUUGGACUUGACAUCGUGCGCUAGACUCACCGAUCAGGCCGUACAGAAAAUCAUCGAGGUGGCCCCGCGUUUACGCAACUUGGUGCUUGCCAAGUGCCGCAACAUCACUGACGUUGCCGUCAACGCGAUCUCGAAGCUGGGGAAGAACUUGCAUUACCUGCACCUGGGCCACUGCGGCCACAUCACCGACCAAGCCGUGAAGACACUGGUCGCACAAUGCAAUCGCAUUAGGUAUAUUGAUCUGGGAUGCUGUACGCUCUUGACCGACGACUCGGUCAUGCGCCUCGCUCAACUUCCCAAACUCAAGAGAAUCGGCCUCGUCAAGUGUAGUAGUAUUACCGACGAGUCCGUAUUCGCGCUUGCUCGCGCCAACCACCGACCCCGCGCACGUCGGGACGCCAACGGCAACAUUGACGAGUACUACGCCUCCAGUCUUGAGCGUAGCAUCAUCAAACUGCUCAACUACUGCCCUCGCCUCACGCAUCUCAGUCUGACUGGUGUAACCGCAUUCCUUCGAGAAGAGUUCUCGUCCUUCUGCCGAUCUCCUCCACCUGAAUUCACGGAACACCAGCGCGGCGUCUUCUGCGUCUUUUCCGGAAAUGGCGUUUCCAAGCUUCGCGACUAUCUGAACAACUCUCCCGAAUACGAAGGCCUUCGCGACUCUCCCGCCCCUCGGUUCUCCGGCACGGGCUUCGUAUCGCGCAGAAACAUCGGCCCUCAUCCUCCGCAAGCCGUCAAUGGUGGCCCAGCCAAUGGCGACGCCGAGAUCGAUGACGGAGAAGUGGCAGAGGAAGACGAGUUUGAGGGUCUAGACGGCAGCGAGAUGAUUGUGGACGGACAACCACUCCUGGCUCAGAAUCUCGUGAACGGCGACGCACAGCAAAACGGCAUCCCUCCGCCGCCGCCACCAAACCAUGCGCCCCCGACCGGUACGCCCGACCAGCCCCAGCUUCCCUCGGACAGCUCGCUCGCCAACGACGGCAGGCCCGGCAAAUCACCCACCCCCUCUGGUAGUGAGCCAUUACUCCCCCACGUCCCCAACAGCGCCAGGCGCAUCAACUGCCACCGCCAUCUCGCCGCAAGGAACGAACUUGGGCUUCCCCGCGUACACAAACAGGCGACCCGCGCCGUUGGGUGCCAGCACCGCGUCCAUGGAGGCCUCGAUGUUGAGCCCUGCACCUCCUGGUAG